This is a messenger RNA of Tachyglossus aculeatus (Australian echidna), 2304 nucleotides long. It is a transcript of the gene RNPC3, whose product is annotated as RNA binding region (RNP1, RRM) containing 3. Gene Ontology annotation, cellular component: U12-type spliceosomal complex. The transcript is spliced from 15 exons. The record is from RefSeq and is a predicted model, not a curated record. Gene Ontology annotation, biological process: mRNA splicing, via spliceosome. Bases 97 to 1611 code for a protein of 504 amino acids. Gene Ontology annotation, molecular function: protein binding; U12 snRNA binding; pre-mRNA intronic binding. NCBI's taxonomy places the organism in Eukaryota, Metazoa, Chordata, Mammalia, Monotremata, Tachyglossidae.
GCCGUCCUUCGGCCGCCCUAGGGCGCCCCUCUGCCUUCGCGAGCGGCCCCGGCGGGAGCGCGCUCUCGCGAGAAGGCAGCGGCGGUGGGAGGCGAGAUGGCGGCGGGCGCCGAGCCGUGCGGGGGGCCGGCCGGGCCCCAGGGCCCCCGGCGGACCCUGCUGGUGCGCCACCUGCCGGCCCAGCUCCCGCCCGACGACCAGGAGGACCUGCUGCGGCACUUCGGCGCCCACCACGUGCGCCCGAUGCCCGACAGGGGGCGCAUGAAACAUACCGCUUUUGCUACUUUCCCCAGUGAAAAAGCUGCCGCAAAGGCUCUGUCAAGACUUCAUCAGCUAAACAUUUUAGGUCAUACUUUAGUUGUUGAGUUCGCAAAGGAACAAGACCAUGCUCACUCAGUCUGUCAGACUACACCCUCAGAGACAACGCAAAGGUCUGAUGAGCCUGUAGAAGAGGAAAAAGAAAAGAAAGAGACAGGCUGCUUAACAAUAGAAAAUGGAAUUGCACCAAGUCACGGGCUGACAUUUCCUUUAAAUUCGUGCCUCAAGUAUUUAUACCCGCCUCCUUCGAGUUCCAUCCUAACAAAUAUUGCAAAUGCUCUGGCAAGUGUGCCCAAGUUCUAUGUACAGGUGCUCCAUCUGAUGAAUAAAAUGAAUCUACCCACACCUUUUGGACCAGUUACUGCUCGGCCUCCCCUGUAUGAGGAAUAUUUGCCGCUGCAUGUGCCUCUCCCCCCUGCACCUCCUCUGCCUCCGGAAGAACCCCCUUUACCUGAAGAUGAUGAGGAAGCAUCCAGUAGAGAAGAAUCUGAAUACGAAAGCGGGGAUGAUGAAGACCGACAGAGAAUGGCCAAGCUGAUGGAAUUAGCCAGUCUUCAGCCAAAAAGACGAGCAGUUACAAAACAGCGCCAUGUGAGAAAAAGGCAAAAAAUAAGAGAUAUGUUGAAUGUACCUGUAGCUGCACACAGUAAUUUGCAUCCAGCGCUGUUGCCUUCAGAUGUCUUUGAGCAACCACAGUCUUUGGGUCCCAAAAAAAUAGAAUUCCAUAUAUCUGCGGACAUACCAGCUGCAUUUCUUAAAGGUGUAGAGAAAGAGCAAAAUUGUGGUUUCCCUGCUAACAGAGAAAACACGACUAAUUCAGGGUUUGGAAAGAUAUUCCCAGCUCCCAGCGUGAAUGACAAGGAGGAAACUAAAGAGGAUUCUGAUGAAAUGCCAUCUGAAUUUGUUUCUAGAAGGGAGCUGGAAAAAGGCAGACUACCUAGAGAAGAAAUGGAAUCACUCUCUGUUUUCAAAAGCUAUGAACCAGGUGAUCCAAACUGUAGGAUAUAUGUGAAAAAUUUAUCUAAGCAAGUUCAAGAAAAGGAUCUUAAGUUCAUUUUUGGAAGAUAUGUUGAUUUUUCAUCAGAAACUGAACGAAUAAUGUUUGAUAUACGCCUGAUGAAAGAAGGGCGCAUGAAAGGACAAGCUUUUAUCGGACUUCCAGACGAAAAAGCGGCAGCUAAAGCUUUAAAGGAAGCAAAUGGAUAUGUUCUUUUUGGAAAACCCAUGGUGGUUCAAUUUGCUAGGUCUGCUAGGCCAAAACAGGAUUCUAAAGAAGGCAAAAGAAAGAGAUAGAAUAUUGCUUAAGAAGCAUUCCUGCGUAAAUACUGCAGUAAUACUGUCAUGCAAAGUGUAUCCUUUCUUGUUGUAUCCUUUUUGGGCAGUGUUUUUCUCCAGAAAUUUUAUAUUUCUAAGUUUUGUUUUGUUAUUUUUUUUUUCCCUAGUCUAGAUGGGGCAGUGACUUUAUACUUUCUUGAAGUUAUAUUUUGGAAUACCUCUAAUUGAGAUGGAAAAUUCAACUUAAUACUCCAUUACAUAUAAUUGUUCAAAUUAGCUAAGAUUCCAAGACUACAUUUCAGUAGCCUUUUUUUUUUUUUCCCAAAGAAAGUCAGUGAAAGAAAGUUAGUGAAUCAGGUCAUUCUAAUUAAACAAUUAUGACACAAUUUAGUAUUUUUUCAAUUUGCCUCCAAAAAUUUGUUUUCCCACAGUGUGUUUUGUUUUAUGAUCUUUUCAUCGGAUUAAUUAAUGUGAUUUCACUUAACCAUAAGAAAGAGUACUAAAUGGGUUGGGAAAAUAGAACUUUUUAGUGUUUAAUUGCAUGGUUUAAGAUUGGCCCUUCUAAGAAAUGUGGUUGCCUAUUAAUACAUUUACUAUUUAGAGCCCUUCACUUCUGAGUCUCAAGUUUACUGUAACCUUCAUUCAGUCAUAUUUGAGCUCUUAUUGUGUGCAAAACACUGUGCUAAGUGCUUGGAAGUGUACAAUAUAACA